Passer domesticus (house sparrow) is the source of this 688-nucleotide messenger RNA. Its product is annotated as scale keratin-like. Lineage: Eukaryota; Metazoa; Chordata; Aves; Passeriformes; Passeridae. The coding region runs from base 157 to 483 and encodes 108 amino acids. Gene Ontology annotation, cellular component: intermediate filament. Gene Ontology annotation, molecular function: structural constituent of cytoskeleton. The record is from RefSeq and is a predicted model, not a curated record. The transcript has a single exon.
AGGACAUGAGAACAUGGAAAACCCCACAUUUUGAGCCUCUUUGUGACCUUUUUGCUGUUCGUUCUUUCUCUUCCCAGCCCAACCUCCACUAAAUCGGUCUCUGACCUUCCUGCUGCCUCAGCUUUGUGGUUCCAGACCCACCCCCAAUCCCAGAAGAUGUCUUUCUACAGACAGAGCUCCAGCUCCCGCUGCCUGGCCCCCUGUGGGAUCUCCUGCCCCCAGCCCUGCGCCGACACCUGGAACCAGCCCUGUGUCACCUCCUGCGGGGACUCCCGGGCUGUCAUCCACCCUCCGCCCGUGGUCAUCACCUUCCCGGGGCCCAUCCUCAGCUCCUGUCCCCAGGAGAGCAUCGUGGGGUCCUCAGCACCCUCAAACUUCCUGGGAUCCGGCAACUUCCUGGGAUCUGGGGGUUCCUACGGCUCCUACAGUUACGGGAGGUCCUACUCUUCCUACGGAUCCUCUGGGAGCUGCAGACCCUGUUAAACAUCCCAGGAAUGAGCAGGAAGGAGCCAAGAGCCGCCACGGAGCCUCCACAAAUCCCCGCAGUUCCCAGAGCAUCUUCAUCCCCAAAUCCCGGCACCUCCCGGAGCACCCUCAGCCCCACGCUUUUAUGUAAAUUCCCUUUUCUUUUCCUUUUUUUCCCCUGCGGCUCCUGCAAAAAACGACCUCAGAAUGGUCCCAUCCAUGA